AUGAAAGAUAAGGCUAAUCUUACUGGAUCCUCCAGUAAAUGGUCGAUGAAGAUCCUAUGGGGACCUAUAAACGUAGAUAAUAGUGGUCCUGAUGGUGAAAUUGCAGAUGAUGCUUCAGGAUCACAAAAUUCUCAGCGAAAAGCCAAAAGAAAAAUAGUUGUACCACCGAAGCCAAGAGUGAAAUCUACGAAAUCAGAGGCGAGUUAA
Molecule: messenger RNA, 207 nt
Organism: Funneliformis mosseae
Lineage: Eukaryota; Fungi; Glomeromycota; Glomeromycetes; Glomerales; Glomeraceae
Source: the annotation of a GenBank genome assembly